CGGUGAGCACAGGGUUUCGCGCGCUGAAGAAAAGGUUUUUGGCGUUGAGUACAAAGUUUCUGGCGGUGAGGACAAGAUUCCUGGCGGUGAGGACAAGGUUCCUGGCGGUGAGGACAAGGGUCCUGGCGGUGAGGGCAAGGUUCCUGGCGGUGAGGACAAGGUUCCUGGCGGUGAGGACAAGGUUCCUGGCGGUGAGGAGAAGGUUCCUCGUGCUGAGGACAAGGUUCCAAGCGGUGAGGACAAGGUUCCUAGCGCUGACGAAAUGUUUUUGGCGUUGAGUAAAAAGUUCCUAGCGGUGAGGACAAAGUUCCUGGCGGUGAGGACAACGUUCCUGGCGGUGAGGACAAGGUUCCUGGCGGUGAGGACAAUGUCCCAAGCAGUGAGGACAAGGUUUCUGGCGCUGAGGAAAGGUUUUUGGGGAUGAGUACAAAGUUCCUGGCGGUGAGGACAAGGUUACUGGCGGUGAAGACAAGGUUCCUGGCAGUGGUGACAAUGUUCCUGGCGGUGACGACAAGGUUCCUGGCGGUGAGGACAAGGUUUCUGGCAGUGAGGACAAGGUACCAAGCGGUUAGGACAAGGUCCCUGGCGGUGAAGACAAAGUUCCUGGCGGUGAGGACAAGGUUCCAAGCGGGCAGGACAAGGUUCCUGGCGCUGAGGAAAAGGUUUUUGGCAUUGAGCACAAAGUUCCUGGCGGUGAGGACAAGGUUCCUGGCGGUGAGGACAAGGUUCCUGGUGGUGAAGACAAGGUUCCUGGCGGUGAGGACAAGGUUCCUGGCAGUGAGGACAAGGUACCAAACGGUUAGGACAAGGUUCCUGGCGGUGAAGACAAGGUUCCUGGCGGUGAUGACAAGGUUCCUGGGGCUGAGGAAAAGGUUUUUGGGGUUGAGUACAAAGUUCCUGGCGGUGAGGACAAGGUUCCUGGCGGUGAGGACAAGGUUCCUUGGGGGUGAAGACAAGGUUCCUGCCGGUGAGGACAAGAUUCCAAGCGGUGAGGACAAGGUUCCUGGCGGUGAUGACAAGGUUCCUGGGGCUGAGGAAAAGGUUUUUGGCGUUGAGUAGAAAGUUCCUAGCGGUGAGGACAAGGUUCCUGGCAGUGAGGACAAGGUUCCAAGCGAUGAGGACAGGGUUCCUGGGGCUGAGGAAAAGGUUUAUGGCUUUGAGUACAAAGUUCCUGGCGGUGAGGACAAGGUUCCUGGCGGUAAGGACAAGGUUCCAAGCGUUGAGGGCAAGGUUCCUGGCGGUGAGGACAAGGUUCCUGGCGCUGAGGAAAAGGUUUUUGGCGUUGAGUACUGGCGGUGAUGACAAGGUUCCUGGGGGUCAGGAAAAGGUUUUUGGCGUUGAGUAGAAAGUUCCUGGCGGUGAGGACAAUGUUCGUGGCAGUGAGAACAAGCUUCCAAGCGGUGAGGACAGGGUUCCUGGCGAUGAGGACAAGGCUUCUGGCGCUGAGGAAAAGGUUUUUGGCGUUGAGUACAAAGUUCCUGGCGGUGAAGACUAGCUUCCUGGCAGUGAGGACAAGGUUCCAAGCGAUGAGGACAGGGUUCCUGGGGCUGAGGAAAAGGUUUAUGGCUUUGAGUACAAAGUUCCUGGCGGUGAGGACAAGGUUCCUGGCGGUGAGGACAAGGUUCCAAGCGUUGAGGGCAAGGUUCCUGGCGGUGAGGACAAGGUUCCUGGCGCUGAGGAAAAGGUUUUUGGCGUUGAGUACUGGCGGUGAUGACAAGGUUCCUGGGGGUCAGGAAAAGGUUUUUGGCGUUGAGUAGAAAGUUCCUGGCGGUGAGGACAAUGUUCGUGGCAGUGAGAACAAGCUUCCAAGCGGUGAGGACAGGGUUCCUGGCGAUGAGGACAAGGCUUCUGGCGCUGAGGAAAAGGUUUUUGGCGUUGAGUACAAAGUUCCUGGCGGUGAAGACUAGCUUCCUGGCAGUGAGGACAAGGUUCCAAGCGGUUAGGACAAGGUUCCUGGCGGUGAGGACAAAGUUCCUGGCGCUGACGAAAAGGUGUUUGUCGUUGGGUACAAAGUUCCUGGCGGUGAGGACAAGGUACCAAGCGGUUAGGACAAGGUUCCUGGCGGUCAGGACAAAGUUCCUGCCAGUGAGGACAAGGUUCCUGGCGGUGAGGUCAAGGUUCCUGGCGGUGAGGACAAGGUUCCUAGCGCUGACGAAAAGGUUUUUGGCGUUGACCACAAAGUUCCUGGCGCUGAGGACAAGGUUUCUGGCGGUGAGGACAAAGUUCCAAGCGGUGAAGACAAGGUUCCUGGAGGUGAGGACAAGGUUUCUGGCGGUGAGGACAAAGUUCCAAGCGGUGAGGACAAGGUUCCUGGCGCUGAGGAAAGGUUUUUGGCGUUGAGUACAAAGAUUCUGGCGGUGAGGACAAGGUUCCUGGAGGUGAGGACAAGGUUCCUGGUGGGGAGGACAAGGUUCCUGCGGGUGAGGACAAGAUUCCUGGCGGUGAGGCCAACGUUCCAGGCGGUGAGGACAAGGUUCCCCCGGUGAGGAAAAGGUUCCAUGCGGUAAAGACAAGUUUCCUGACGCUCAUGAAAAGGUUUUUGGGUUGAGUACAAAGUUCCUGGGGUGCGGACAAGCUUCCUGGCGCUGAGGAAAAGGUUUUUGGCGUUGAGUACAAAGUUCCUGGCGGUGAGGACAAGGUUCCUGGCGGUGAGGACAAGGUUCCAACCGUUGACGACAAGGUUCCUGGCGAUGAAGAAAAGGUUUUUGGCGUUUAGUACAAAGUUCCUGGCUGUGACGACAAGUUUCCUGGCGGUGAGGACAAGGUUCCAAGCGGUGAGGGCAAGGUUCCUGGCUGUGAGGACAAGGUUCCUGGUGCUGAGGAAAAGGUUUUUGGCGUUGAGUACAGAGUUCCUGGCGGUGAGGACUAGAUUCCUGGCAGUGAGGACAAGGUACCAAGCGGUUAGGACAAGGUUCCUGCGGUGAGAACAAGUUUCCUGGCGGAGAGGACAAGGUUCCUGGCGGUGAGGUCAAGGUUCUAAGCGGGGAGGACAAGGUUCCUGGCGCUGAGGAAAAGGUUUUUUGGCGUUGAGUACAAAGUUUCUGGCGGUGAGGUCAAGGUUUCUGGCAGUGAGGACAAGGUUCCAAGCGGUGAGGACAGGGUUCCAGGCGCUGAAGAAAAGGUUUUUGGCGUUGAGGUCAAAGUUUCUGGCGGUGAAAACAAGGUCCCUGGCGGUGAGGACAAGGUUCCUGGCGGUGAGGACAAGGUUCCUGGCGGUAAGGACAAGGUUCCUGGCGGUGAGGACAAGGUUCCUAGCGGUGAGGACAAGAUUCCUGGCGGAGAGGCCAACGUUGCUGGCGGUGAGGAGAAGGUUCCUGGCGGAGAGAACAAGGUUCCCGGCGGGGAGGACACGGUUCCUGGCGGUAAGGACAAGGUUGCAAGCGGUGAGGACAGGGUUUCUGGCGCUAAAGAAAAGGUUAUUGGCGUUGAGUACAAAGUUUCUGGCGGUGAGGGCAAGGUUUCUGCCGGUCAGGACAAGGUUCCUGGCGGUGAAGACAAGGUUCCUGGCGAUGAGGACAAGGUUCCUGGCGGUGAAGACAAGGUUCCUGGUGGUGAGGAGAAGGUUUCUGGCGGUGAGUACAAGAUCCUCGGCGGUAAGGACAAGGUUACUGGCGGUGAGGACUAGGUUCCAAGCGGUGAGGACAAGGUUCCUGGCGGUGAGGAGAAGGUUCCUAGGCCUGAGGAAAAGGUUUUUGCCUUGAGUACAAAGUUCCUGGCAGUGAGUUCAAGGUUCCUGGCCAUGAGGACAAGGUUCCAAGCGUUGAGGACAGGGUUCCAGGCGCUGAAGAAAAGUUUUUGGCGUUGAGUACAAAGUUUCUGGCGGUGAGGACAAGGUUAUUGGCGGUGAGGACAAGGUUCCUGGCGGUAAGGACAAGGUUGCAAGCGCUGAGGACAGGGUUUCUGGCGCUGAAGAAAAGGUUUUUGGCGUUGAGUACAAAGUUUCUGGCGGAGAGGACAAGGUUCCUGGCGGUCAGGACAAGGUUCCUGGCAGUGAGGACAAGGUUCCUGGCGGUGAGGACAAGGUUCCUGGCGGUGAAGACAAGGUUCCUGGCGUUGAGGACAAGGUUUCUAGCGGUGAGGACAAGGUUCCAAGCGGUGAGGACAAGGUUGCUGGCGCUGCGGAAAGGUUUUUGGCGUUGAGUACAAAGUUCCUGGCGGUGAGGACAAGGUUACUGGCGGUAAAGACAAGGUUCCUUGCAGUGGGGACAAGGUUCUUGGCGGUGAGGACAAGGUUCCUGGCGGUGAGGACAAGGUUCCUGGCGGUGAUGACAAGGUUCCUGUCGCUGAGGAGAAGGCUUCCUGCCGCUGUGGAAAAGGUUUUUCGCGUUGAGUACAAAGUUCCUGGUGGUGAGGACUAGGUUCCUGGCAAUGAGGACAAGGUACCAAGCGGUGAGGACAAGGUUCCAAGCGAGGAGGACAAGGUUCCUGGCGCUGAGGAAAAGGUUUUUGGCGUUGAGUAAAAAGUUCCUGGCGAAGAGGACAAGGUUCCUGGCGGUGAAGACAAGGUUCCUGGUGGAAAGGACCAGGUUCCAAGCGGUGAGGACAACGUUCCUUGCGGUGAUGACAAGGUUCCUGGGGCAGAGGAAAAAGGUUUUUGGAGUUGAGUACAAAGUUCCUGGCGGUGAGGACAAGGUUCGUGGCAGUGAGGACAAGGUUCCAAGCUUGUGAGGACAGGGUUCCUGGCGCUGAGGAAAAGGUUUUUGGCCUUGAGUACAAAGUUCCUGGCGGUGAGGACAAGGUUCCUAGCGGUGAGGACAAAGUUCCUGGCGGUGAGGACAAGGUUCCUGGCGCUGAGGAAAGGUUUUUGUCGUUGAGUACAAAGUUCCUGGCAGUGAGGACAAGGUUCGAAGCGGUUAGGACAAGGUUCCCGGCGGUGAGGACAAAGUUCCUGGCGCUGAGGAAAAAGUUCUUGGCGUUGGGUACAAAGUUCCCGGCGGUAAGGACAAGGUUUGAAUUUGGGAUAGGUAAUAGGACCUCUACAUGCGUCUCGGACCUGUGGUUUACUUGUAUUUUAUCAAUCAUUAUUCAUCCAAAGUUCCUGCCGGUGAGGACAAGUUUCCAAGCGGUGAGGACAAGGUUCCUGGCGGUGAUGACAAGGUUCCUGGGGCAGAGGAAAAAUGUUUUUGGCGUUGAGUACAAAGUUCCUGGCGGUGAGGACAAGGUUCCUGGCAGUAAGGACAAGGUUCCAAGCUGUGAGGACAGGGUUCCUGGCGCUGAGGAAAAGGUUUUUGGCCUUGAGUACAAAGUUCCUGGCCAUGAGGACAAGGUUCCUGGCGGUGAGGACAAGGUUCCUGGCGGUGAGUACAAGGUUCCUAACGCUGAGGAAAAGGUUUUUGGCGUUGAGUACAAAGUUCCUGGCAGUGAGGACAAGGUUCUAAGCGGUUAGGACAAGGUUCCUGGCGGUGAGGACAAAGUUCUUGGCGCUAAGGAAAAGGUUCUUGGCGUUGGGUACAAAGUUCCUGGCGGUGAGGACAAGGUUCCUGGCGGUGAAGACAAGGUUCCAAGCGGAGAGGACAAGGUUCCUGGCGGUGAGCACAAGGUUGCUGGCGCUGACGAAAAGGUUUUUGGCGUUGAGUACAAAGUUCCUGGCGGUGAGGACAAGGUUCCAAGUCUGGAGGACAAGGUUCCUGGCGCUGAGGAAAAGGUUUUCGGCGUUGAGUACAAAGUUCCUGUCGGUGAGGACUAG
Paramuricea clavata is the source of this 5686-nucleotide messenger RNA. Lineage: Eukaryota; Metazoa; Cnidaria; Anthozoa; Malacalcyonacea; Plexauridae. The record is from the annotation of a GenBank genome assembly.